AUGCGUCGUCCAACACCACUCCUCCCCUCGACAUUAACGACCUCGUCCUUCCUCCGACACAUUCAGCGCAAUAGCAGAACGCGGCGCUUCAAAUCGUCGAAACCCCCCACAGAUCCCAACCCAACCCCUAUCACCGAGGGCCAAACAUCCGCCCCUCAGAACCCGGCCCUAGACCGCAGCCAGCGCCUGAUCCCCCGCCGCUUGCAGCCCUACGCCUCGCGCUUCAAAUCCGCCCCGGUCUCGCACGUAACCGCCUUCCUGAUUUUGCAUGAGCUGACGGCUAUUAUACCGGUCGUAGGGCUGACCAGCUUGUUCUACUACAUGGACAUAGUACCGGUCGACUACGUUUUCGGGCCGUGGGCAGCCUAUGCGCAGGAGGCUUUGAACAAGCAGAUCAAGUGGCUCAAGAAGAAGGGAUGGCUGGGCUUGGGGGACGAGGACGGACGGGAGGGCGAAGAAAGCAGAACAGCCGAGGUAAUGCAGACCAUCAAAGAGAACGUCACAUUUAAGAACACACAGAAGGGAUAUAAGAUCGGCAUCCAGUUGGCCGCGGCAUACGCCAUCACUAAGGUCAUUAUAAUCCCAAGGGUGGCCUUGAGUAUUUGGCUCACCCCACCAGUAGCAAGGGCAAUGGUCUGGACCAGGAAAGCCAUUUUUAGGUGGUGA
Messenger RNA from Pseudomassariella vexata, 666 nucleotides. RefSeq lists its product as uncharacterized. Lineage: Eukaryota; Fungi; Ascomycota; Sordariomycetes; Amphisphaeriales; Pseudomassariaceae. Bases 1 to 666 code for a protein of 221 amino acids. Gene Ontology annotation, cellular component: mitochondrion. The transcript has 2 exons. The record is from RefSeq and is a predicted model, not a curated record.